This is a messenger RNA of Mucor mucedo, 1512 nucleotides long. RefSeq names its product CRAL-TRIO domain-containing protein. The transcript has 2 exons. The record is from RefSeq and is a predicted model, not a curated record. NCBI's taxonomy places the organism in Eukaryota, Fungi, Mucoromycota, Mucoromycetes, Mucorales, Mucoraceae. Bases 1 to 1512 code for a protein of 503 amino acids.
AUGCAGAUAGUUUCUAUAUUUAGAUUCUUAAAAGACACCGAAUUUAACCAAGACAAGACGAUAGAAAGAUUAAUAGACACAAUCCAAUGGAGAAUAGAAAAUAGAGUGGCACGCAUGACGUAUCGAUCCAUUGCACCUGAAUUCUUUGAAGAACCCUUUGCGUUCUUCUACAAAGAAGAUUUAAUCGGCAGACCAAUUGCAGUGAUACAAAUGCGAUACUUUCCUAAAUUUAAAGAUAAGACAAAGACUUUGGCCGAUUAUAUGCAACCUUUUGCUUGUCUAGUCAUGGAAAUGGCUAGACAAAUCACUCGAGAUUUAACCCGUAAAAAUGAAAACGAUCAAGUCACUGAUAAGCCCGUUCUUGUCUCUCAAAUAGCCAUCAUUAUUGAUAUCACAAAGGCUCCGUUCGUACCAAUCGAUUCCAAUCUAAUUCAAAUGCUCCUCAACAUAAAUAACUCGCGAUUCCCCGGCUUUGUAGGCUCAGUUUAUGUUAUGAAUUUCGGUUGGAUGUACCAAGGCAUCUGGCAGGUUGUAAAAUUAGUCUUAAGUGAACAGGCAAAGGCAAGAGUAAGUUUCACCACCGCAGAAGAAAUGAAGCAAAUCAUUGGACAGGACAAUCUUUUACGAGCGCUGGGUGGAAAUUCAGAUUAUAAUUGGAGUUUAGAGUCAGACGCCAUGUUGGAUUUAUAUGCAACCGAAAAGAGAUUUGUCAUUGACAGCCCACUAUCACCGUCAUCACCAAUCAUGUUAUCCACACGUACAUCACGUAGCUCAUCGGUCUCAUCCAUUGAAAGUGGUAUAUUUUUUGACGCUCCUCAAUACCUAUCGAGAAGACAAUCAAGCAAUUUUGAUGCGAUCAGAUCCACAUAUACAUCCGCCUGUCCCAGUGUUUAUGGUACACCAGGAUCACUGACUCCCAUCAAUGCCUAUCAAAAUAGACAGCAGAUCACAGUGAGAGCUCCUUCUGAACCUAGGUAUUUCUUGAAUGGAUUUCACAUGGGUGAUACCUUCCUGACAUCCUUCUUUCGGGCCACAUCGAAUCCAACCAACCCUACACUAGAUGGAAACGACUUGACUGAGAGAUUAAAUCAAUUAAUAUCAGAAGAAGCUCAUGAUGAUUUCAUCUUGGAUGAUAGUAUGCUCUUGAUCAAAUCUUCCGCCCCUCAUUUUCCUCACAUGUUACCCAACAAUCACCCACACAGUUUACAUGUUACAUCACCACUGAAACUACAGCUUGUGAGGGCCGAACAAAAGAUGAUGAGAUGGACACGGAAAUUAUUUCACUUUUCUUUUGCUUAUAAAGGGGCUGUCUAUUGGGUCUUACUAUAUUGCUUCUUGAGGGGUCCCGUAGAACAUAAUCUCAAAAAGGCCUUGACUAAGUUUAUGACAGGUUCAACUCAACAAAUUGCAUACACUACAGUGGGUAUCACUGCAACAGUAGCUGCUGUUCUAAGUACUUCUUUCUCUAGCUCAUUACAAAAUAAUAACAAUAAUAAACGCAUUCGGCGCUAG